GGGGCGGCUCAGCGGAGUGCAGGUGGAGGCUGCAGAUCCACGUCCCCUCCGCCCAGAUCUCCGAUCUGCUCCCUGCCGUACAGCUGGCCACCAGCGCCACCCGCCCCGGAACCGACUACGGAGCAGCCAAGGCGCGUUUCCUGGAGGCGAUACAGUCCGGCGCCGCCUCCGCCAUCAGCCCUCAGGACGUGCGGCUUCAAGUCGACCUCUUCAGCAGCCUGCCCCCGGGGGACCUGGCUGCCGCAGCCGCUGCCAACAACGCCGUCAUGCGGGGACCUGCACUGGGAGGGGCAAACAGCAGCAGCAGCAGCAAGAGGAGGAGGGGGGCAGCAACAGCCCUGUACGAUAUCACCUCCGCCUCUUCCUCAGGCAUCAGCAGCAGCAAGGGUACCCUGCGUGGCUUCGGAGCCAAGCGUGCUGCUGCGGAUUCCGCCACCUCCCUCUUCCCGGCUGCUGCCCUCUCGACUGUCGUACCACCACCGCAUGCAGAUUCGGCUGUAGUAGCAGGAGCAGGAGGGGCAGCAGGAGGAGGGGGCAGUGGCAGUGCGAUGAUUCCCGCGUUGUCAGAACUCACGGGGAACUGGUCGGG
This is a messenger RNA of Astrephomene gubernaculifera, 589 nucleotides long. Lineage: Eukaryota; Viridiplantae; Chlorophyta; Chlorophyceae; Chlamydomonadales; Astrephomenaceae. The record is from the annotation of a GenBank genome assembly.